Molecule: messenger RNA, 10518 nt
Organism: Haliotis rufescens (red abalone)
Lineage: Eukaryota; Metazoa; Mollusca; Gastropoda; Lepetellida; Haliotidae
Product: brefeldin A-inhibited guanine nucleotide-exchange protein 1-like
Exons: 41
Coding region: 128-5428 (1766 amino acids)
Biological process (GO): regulation of ARF protein signal transduction
Molecular function (GO): guanyl-nucleotide exchange factor activity
Source: RefSeq, a predicted model, not a curated record
CUCCAGCAUGGCGGAUGACGAUUAGUCCUACGUGAAAGUUGUUUAGAGGUGUGACCGGCAUUAGAAAAUGAUACACGCUCAUGUGUGCCGUUUGAUGUAAUAAAGGCGGUAUUUGGAAGCUUACAAUAUGUUUUUGACUCGUGCACUUGAGAAGAUUCUAACUGACAAAGAAAUUAGAAAGGCUCAUCAUUCUCAACUAAAACGGGCUUGUGAGGUGGCACUUGAGGAAUUAAAAAAUGACCAGAAAGACCAGAGAACUUUUCGUAGGAAAAAUGUGGAGAACACAUCCUCGUCAGCCCUGCCGAUGCCAAAAAAGGCUGGGUUUGUGGAAGCAGACAAGUACUUUCUUCCAUUUGAGCUAGCAUGUCAGUCAAAAUGUCCCCGGAUUGUGAAUGCAGCUCUGGACUGUCUUCAGAAACUGAUAGCAUAUGGCCACCUUACUGGAAAUGUACCCGACACUACAACUCCAGGCAAGAGACUGAUAGACCGAAUAGUUGAAACAAUAUGCGGCUGUUUUCACGGACCACAGACAGACGAGGGAGUACAGCUGCAAAUAAUAAAGGCUUUAUUGACCGUUGUGACAUCCAACACCUGUGAGAUACACGAGGGCACCGUGCUGCAGACGGUGCGGACAUGUUACAAUAUCUACCUGGCCAGCAAGAACCUCGUCAACCAAACCACAGCCAAGGCCACUCUCACACAGAUGCUCAAUGUCAUAUUCUUCAGGAUGGAGGCACAAGCAGAGCAAGAGAGACAGUCAAAGCAGGAGAAUAAAGGUCGAAAUGACAAAGUGUCUAACAAGGGAGAUGGCAUUGAGGAUCAGACAGAGACAGAGGAAAACGAUGCUGUGGAACAAGACAGAGAUACGACAGACAACAAUGGAGAACAAGAAAAACAAGAAAAUAAUGAACCUGAAUCUCCAGAAGAUAUUGCCCAAGGGAUUCUUGACGAACUGUUAGAUCAGAUUGUUUCAGGUCCGAAGGGUGAUCCUACCUCCCCAAACUCAGACCAGCCUCUCCCUCCUCCAGGUUCCAGCUCCGGUCCUGAGCCUGACCCCACCCCUACAGUAGAUGGGGUGAAAGGUGGAGGACUCUCACGUCUGACGUCAGAUGACAGUAUUGAGGCUGGGGACGGCGUGGAACAGAUGCAGGGGGCAUUCAGUCACAUCCUGCAGAAAGAUGCGUUCCUCGUGUUCCGCAGUCUGUGUAAACUGUCCAUGAAACCACUUGGGGAAGGCCCGCCUGAUCCAAAAUCCCAUGAGCUGAGGUCAAAGAUUUUGUCACUUCAGCUUCUGCUCUCCAUCCUUCAGACUGCAGGCCAUGUGUUCCGUACAAAUGAAAUGUUUAUAAAUGCCAUCAAGCAAUACCUGUGCGUGGCACUGUCCAAAAAUGGUGUGAGUGCUGUACCAGAAGUGUUUGAAUUGUCACUAGCCAUCUUCCUCACACUGCUGUCAAACUUCAAACAGCAUCUCAAGAUGCAGAUCGAGGUGUUCUUCAAGGAGAUAUUCCUAUACAUUCUGGAAACAUCCAGCAGCUCAUUUGAACACAAGUGGAUGGUGAUACAGGCACUCACGAGGAUCUGUGCAGAUGCUCAGUGUGUGGUGGACAUCUACCUCAACUAUGACUGUGAUUUGGCCCUGGCUAAUAUUUUUGAGAGACUUGUUAAUGAUCUAUCAAAGAUUGCACAGGGCAGACAGGCAAUGGAGUUGGGGGCCUCCCCAAACCAAGAGAAGAGUAUGCGCAUCAAGGGUCUGAUGUGCCUGGUGUCCAUCCUCAAGUGCAUGGUGGAGUGGAGUAAGGAUCUCUACAUCAACCCCCACUCCCAGUCUAACCUAGGCCAGGACAACAAGCCCCACACGGAGACUGACAAUGACUCCUUCAAGGGGACAAUAACAAGCUAUGGCAGCAGUAACUCCCUCAGCUCUAACAGCAGUUCCCAGAUGACAACCAGUGCUGCCCCAGACAACCCCGAACAAUACGAGGUCCUCAAGCAGCAGAAGGAGACCAUGGAAACCGGAAUUGAAAUAUUUCACAAAAAGCCUGCAAAGGGGAUAGCAUAUUUGCAAGAACAAGGCCUGCUGGGUAAAAGUCCUGAUGACAUUGCUGAGUUUUUCCAUUCCGAAGACAGGCUAGAUAAGACGGCACUGGGUGAUUUCUUGGGAGAAAAUGAAAAAUUUAACAAGGAAGUCAUGUACACCUAUGUCGACCAGUUGGACUUCGUCGAAAUGGACUUUGUACCUGCACUGAGGAAGUUCUUGGAAGGUUUCCGAUUGCCUGGCGAAGCUCAGAAAAUAGAUAGACUCAUGGAGAAAUUUGCAUCUCGAUACUGUGUUUGUAGUUCGCAGACGGAGCUGUUUGCAAGUGCCGACACAGCUUAUGUGUUGGCGUACUCAAUCAUCAUGCUCACUACAGACCUACACAGUACACAGGUGAAGAGAGAGCACAAAAUGACCAAGGAGCAAUACAUCCGCAUGAACCGCGGCAUCAACGACAGCAAGGACCUGCCAGAGGAGUACCUGUCUGUCAUCUAUGAUGAGAUAGCUGGCAACGAGAUCAAGAUGAAGGCAACUGGAGGACAGAAACCAAGCAAGUCAGCAAAGGAGAUCACCAGCGACAAACAGCGGCGGUUGCUGUACAAUCUGGAGAUGGAGAACAUGGCCCAGACGGCCAAGGUGUUGAUGGAGAGUGUCAGUCAUGUCCAGUCCAGCUUCACAAUGGCAACUCACCUAGAACAUGUCCGACCAAUGUUUAAGAUGGCAUGGACUCCUUUCUUGGCAGCAUUUAGUGUGGGUCUCCAAGACUGUGAUGAUCCAGAAAUUGCCUCCCUUUGUUUGGAUGGCAUCCGAUGUGCAAUUAGGAUAGCCUGUAUUUUCCACAUGGAGCUGGAGCGAGAUGCUUAUGUUCAAGCCUUGGCCCGCUUCACCCUUCUAACUUGUGCAACACCCAUCACCGAGAUGAAAGCUAAAAAUAUAGACACUAUCAAAACCCUGAUCUCCGUGGCCCAUACGGAUGGGAACUACCUGGGCAAGUCGUGGUUGGAGAUCCUGCGAUGCAUCUCUCAGUUAGAGCUAGCACAGUUAAUCGGCACUGGUGUGAAAACAAAAUACAUCUCAGGACACUCCAGCCACUCUCAGGCUGGUCACCCAGUGGAAGCGUUCGACCCCGAAGUGAUUGCCCGGGGGCCCCUGGACCGUCAGCGGCUGGCCAACUUUCAUGAGACAGUUGGGGAGACGAGCUCGCAGAGUGUGGUGGUGGCAGUAGACAGGAUCUUCACAGGCUCGGUCAAACUAGAUGGUGUUGCCGUAGUGGAGUUCACGAAGGCGCUGUGCCAGGUGUCGAUGGACGAGUUGGCCAGCCACAGUCACCCCCGGAUGUUCAGUCUACAGAAGAUCGUGGAGAUCUCCUACUACAACAUGGGCAGGGUCCGUCUGCAGUGGUCCAGGAUAUGGCAGUACCUCGGGGACCACUUCAACAAGGUGGGCUGCAACCCCAAUGAAGACAUUGCUUUCUUUGCUGUUGAUUCCCUCCGUCAGCUCUCCAUGAAGUUCAUUGAAAAAGGAGAGUUUGCAAAUUUCCGUUUCCAGAAAGAUUUCCUAAGGCCUUUUGAGCAUAUCAUGAAAAGAAAUAGAUCCCCAACAAUCCGUGACAUGGUUGUGAGAUGUGUGGCACAGAUGGUCAACUCCCAAGCAGGAAAUAUCCGGUCUGGUUGGAAGAAUAUCUUCAGUGUGUUCCACCUAGCUGCCUCCGACCAUGAUGAGGGGAUCGUGGAACUGGCGUUCCAGACUACCGGCAAAAUUAUUUCCAGCAUAUUUGAGAAACAUUUUUUUGCCGUGAUUGACUCAUUCCAAGAUGCUGUCAAGUGCCUGUCGGAGUUUGCGUGUAACGCUGCAUUCCCUGACACUAGCAUGGAAGCCAUCAGGCUGAUCAGGAACUGUGCCAAGUACGUCGCAGAGAAGCCUCAUAUGUUCCGAGAUCAUACAGGGGAGGAGGUGUCAGUCCCGGAGGAUGACCGGGAGUGGGUGCGAGGAUGGUUCCCAGUGUUAUUUGAACUGUCCUGUGUCAUCAACAGGUGUAAAUUGGAUGUCCGCACACGAGGUCUGACUGUGAUGUUUGAGAUCAUGAAGACGUAUGGAGAAACAUUCCAGCCACAUUGGUGGCGAGAUCUCUUCAAUAUUAUUUUCCGUAUUUUUGAUAACAUGAAACUACCUGAACAGUUGAAUGAGAAGAAUGAAUGGAUGACGACAACAUGUAACCAUGCACUGUAUGCUAUUGUGGAUGUGUUCACGCAGUACUACGAUGUCCUCAGUGAUAUCCUCCUGUCGGACCUCUACCAGAUGCUGCACUGGUGUGUCCAACAGGACAAUGAGCAGUUGGCUCGCUCUGGGACCAACUGCCUGGAGAACCUGGUGAUCUCUAAUGGCAUCAAGUACGCCCCGGAGGUAUGGGAGAAGACCUGCAGGUGCAUGCUGGACAUCUUCAAGUCUACCAUUCCACACUCGUUAUUGUCAUGGAGACCCGAGGAUGAGAUGGACUCUGUGUCACCAUCCAAAGACACUGCCAGUGAUUAUGAUGCAAACUCCAUGGACAAUCAGGACACCAGGUCAGAGUCUGGUCUGUCCCUUGAAAGUAACCACGAGAGCGGCAAGUUGAGGCGAGCGGACAGCAUUGGCAGUAACGUCUCCGUGGAGUCACGGGAUCACAAAAUACCUCGAUCAAAAGUUGCGACUGAGCAGAAGCUGUUCCAGGGCCUGUUGAUCAAGUGUGUGGUGCAGCUCGAGCUCAUCCAGACCAUCGACAACAUCGUCUUCUUCCCCGCCACCAGCAAGAAGGAGGAUGCCGAGUACCUGGCUGCAGCACAGGCUAACAGUGACGAGGCACAGCUGUUUGACCCAUCCCAGCAGAGAGAGGACCAGGGCAUGUACCAGUUCCUCAGCUCCAACCAGCUGUUCAUGCUCGUCGACUGUCUACUCCAGUCCCACAAGUUUGCCAAAGCUUUUAACUCUAACCACGAACAAAGGAAUAUACUCUGGAAAGCUGGUUUUAAAGGUAAAGCCAAACCCAAUUUACUGAAGCAGGAAACACAGAGUCUGGCGUGUCUCUUCCGCAUCCUGUUCCGUAUGUACAAUGAUGAAGCAAGGACAGACGCCUGGCCAGACAUUGAGAAGAAGUUGCUAGAUGUCUGCAGCGAUGCCCUGGAUUACUUCCUGUCCCUGCAGUCUGACAGCCACCGCGAGGCAUGGAGCAGCCUCAUGUUGCUGCUGCUUACUCGAGUCCUUAAGAUGUCCGAUCAGAGGUUCCGAGUCCAUGCAUCCAAGUAUUACCCGUUCCUUUGUGAAUCCAUUAUGUUUGACCUCAAGCAAGAAAUGAGAUCCAUCCUACGCAAGUUCUUCAUCCGAGUCGGACCAGCGUUCGACAUCCUUGAAAAAUAAUCCUGUACAUAAUCAGCCAUCAGCUGUACAUAACUCACAGACUGACAAGACAGGCGAGUGCUUGGCCAUGGGACAACAAGCUUCUGGUGAAGAAACAUGACUGCUGGAGACGCAAGCUGGAACCUCCUUCCAUCGAGACAGUUUCGUUUCCAUGGUAACAGGAAAGAUCUUUUUGUAAUAUUUACUCAGAAAUGUUCCCUGUUACCAUAGAAACAUAGCUUAAUUUGUGUCCUGUUCUAUAAAGGGACAUCAACCCUACAACAGAUGCAACGCCUGUUCUUCUACUUACAAACAGUUCUUGUGGUACUAUGAUCUCCGGAAUACUAACCUGUUCCAUCCCAAAAAUGGGACUAAGAACGUUUUUAAAAAUGAAUUUGUAGGAUACUUUUGGUGGCAUGAAAUUGCUGCUUCUAAUCCAGCAAAAGCCAUUACUAUAGUUUCCAUACAUCCAAAGCAAUAUGUAUACAAAUCUACUCUGUGAUAAGAUGCAGGUUAUGGGAGCAGGUUAACCUGUUUCACAUGAAUUUUGUCUGCUUUAUUUUAGGCUUUGAAAACUUUAAGAAUUUUAAAAUUCAGAGUCAACCAAAUGGACUUUAUUCUUUAUUUAAUUAUUUAUAGCUUACAUAUUUAUUAUGAUAUUAUCUAGGGGUUGAAGAAUGGGAGGUGUCAUGAUUAACAAUCCUGUAUCCUCUGUAUAGCUGUGCCUGUUGCUUGACAGUCAAUAUGGCUGUCAUGUUGUGGGAGUUUAUACAGUACAGCCAGCUAAUCGACUGCGAUAUGUUCUGUUGUUACAAGGUUGUUGCCAUCCAUGUGUGAUACUCCAAGAGGGUUGAGUGCUGAGGUCAGAGCAAGGAUGUCACGUGGAGUUUGUUCAACUAAUCCUGUCAGAUAUCUAUCUGUCAACAGGAUGCUAAAUGUACAUUAUAUGGUUUUAUUCAUGUUGACAGUAUGUGGCUACAAAUAUGCAAUGCUAGGAAAACAUUCAGGGCCUUUCUAGGUAUUGUGCUGGCCCUUAUCAAGCAUAUGUGGUCACCACACAAAUAAUAGGAAGAACUAUUUUGGGUCAUUCUAGGUACUGUUCGGGGUCAUUCUAGGUACUGUGCUGGCCCUUAUCAAGCAUAUGUGGCCGCGACAUACAGCAACACAAAUAAUAGGAAGACAUAUUCGGGGUCAUUCUAGGUACUGUGCUGCCCUUAUCAAGCAUAUGUGGCCGCCACAUACAGCAAAACAAAUAAAAGGAAGACAUAUUCGGGGUCAUUCUAGGUAUUGUGCUGGCCCUUAUCAAGCACAUGUGAGUCAUCUACAAUUAUGAAUUACAUAUUUGUCCUGCGUCAGGAAACAUGGAAGAUAGCAGAAAUUUGUUUUCCCGGACAGCACGCUCUUGUCUUGUCUUGUCAUCAUAGUCAGUGGUCAGUAGCGACCAAACAUACUAUACUUACAUGUGAUAUAUUUAGCCAAACCAUGCUGCACUUUUCCACAUCACCAACAGCUUACCUUCUUUGUUUUUUUGUAUAUUGUUGUUUCCAUGGUAAUGCAAGUCAUAACAGCCCCCUCCCCGCUCAUGUCACAGGAGAAUCCAAGCUUAUGUACGUGCAAUGGCAGCAAGGGCUCACCUGUGAUAUGACUAUCUAUCAUUCUUUGGUCAUCCUAUAACUUUCAAAAAGUGUUCUUCUCAUUUCAUAGCUUUGUUGUAAAGGGCUUGAAGCUUGAUUAAUUUAUUACUCAUUUAUGUAACUUUCAUAAAAUUGAUAGGUUGUAUGGAUUCAUUAUCAUAUUCUGUUUCUUAUACUCCGUUUCUUAUACUCCGUUGUCGUUUAUCUAAUCAAAUGUAGUAGUAGCCAGCUGUCAGAUGUGUUUGUAAUCUUGUAUACAGACGUUCCUGACUUGGAAUGUUUGAAGGCAUAGAAUAUUUUGAAUAUAUGUUGUGAUGAAGGAAGCCUACUGCUAUGAUGAUGCAAAUAGAACAUCCUAAUCAGAACAGUGUUUUACUUUCUCUUUGAUAAUGUUCUAGUCAACUUGAUACCGAUAGCUAUGUAUGAUUGUGAAAGAAAUGUAUGUUUAAUCUUUCAAAAUUAUCAACAGUUUUGAGAAGGUGGAUUUGAGAACACAGAAAUGAGUGUUUUGGGUAAGGAUAAUAAAAUAAAAAUGUGGUCUUGAGGCAAUCACUUUUGAAUAAUAAUCAACUUAAACGUUAGCCUUGGUUUCCGUUCACUACCAGUUUCAGUUUUCAUUUCAAGUGUGCCGUUCAAGUGUUCCUAUGGAGUCCUGUGAAAAUGAGAGAAUGUGUGUAGAUUAAUACAUAUAUAGGGAUUUAUGAGUUUAAAUAAAGUGCACAACUAGAUGAAUGAAAUGAUAUUUUUAUGAUAUUUUGUCAUCACAUAAAUUGCCUUGUUAAAUGUGUAUGAAAUUUGAUGGUAAUAUAUUUCAGAGUUUUAAUGUGUAGAUGUCCGUGCAGACAAGGCUGUGAUGCAUUACAGAUGUUAGGGUACAAAACCUGUUUCCUUCCUACCAACUGCCCAUGUUCCUGUUCCAUGACCAGGGUUGGAUAAGACCACUAGUGCUGUGACCAGCUAAAAUCUGAACGGACUGCUAGUUUUGAAAUAGCUAUGUUGUGUUAACCACUGUCUGAAAUUAGCUAUUAGGAUUUUAUUACUCAUGGUGUCUACUCUAUCAAGAUUUGAAUCGGCGAGUGUUCAUGUAUAUUAGAAAUACACCAAAACCAUACACGUCUCUGGGCCAGAAUAUGAUAUUGUGACUCAGCAGCACCCACAAGGCAGGUAUUCUAAUGGAAUCUCUGAAAACAAAUUUAACUUGUGUAUGAUUUUUGUUAGCGUUCCUUUGUUUAUAUUCUGACUGACUAGGGCGUUCAUUAUGGCGAAUAUGAUAGAUCAUGCAUGUAGUUUAUAUGUCAGUGAGCAAACAUUAUAUAUGUACGUAAUCACAUCCCCUGCCUCAGUAGAGCUACAUUUGCUUCUUUGUCUGUCUUCUAAGCACUGGUCCUACAACUGAGCUCAUGAUGCUGAGUAGUUAAUGUAUCAAUAUAUAUCAGAGGUGGAUCCAGGAUUCAGCAGAACAUUGUAGUGGCUAGACCAAAAGGUGAAUGUGCAUCCGUGCAUCCAUCUUUAUCUGCAUCCCUGCACAGGACUAGAAUUAACUUUGUACGGUUGCAUACAUUAUUUGUGAGGACUAGUGACUUAACUGGGUUUUCUAUUCAUGUCUUAUGAUAAUGAGAUUGGUUUGUUGUUUAACGCCGCACUCAGCAAUAUUCCAGCUAUAUGAUAGCGGUCUGUAAAUAAUCGAGUCUGGACCAGACAAUCCAGUGACUAAUAUCAUGAACAUCGAUGAGAUGGUUGAAGUUGAUGCUAGCACUGAACUGACUCACCACUGGUGCAGCUGUUGGGGAAGCACCAUGUGCUUUCAAUUUGCUUUCAAUGUGCUUCAAUAGGGUUGAAUAAUAAACAAAGCUUGGACUGCCAUACAUGAUGUCUUAUUGUCUUAUAAUGAUGAUUAUUAAACAGACAUUAGGUCCAGAUAUCUAAGCAUUGCAAGAUUAAUGUACGGAGUAUUGGGGGUAACGUUCAAAAUGUCCGGUAUGCAUGUAUUCUGGCAAUGAUUUUUGGUAGAACAAAUGUGUUUAGUGCCAUGUUGUUUGUGUGAUAUUAGGCUAGGUCUGUUGUUUCCACUUCAUCAACAAGAUUGUUAAGUGAUAUGAUCACACAUGUCUAUACUUGUGAUGCUGUGAAAUGCUAAUCAAGACAAAUGAAAUAACUGGAAACUCAACCCAAAUACUUUUAGUAGACAGCUACAGAUAAGCUGUGUAUUUGCGUAAAAUACCCCCCAAAACUAUUUAAAACCCAAUUACUUUCAAUUAACUUGCGUACAGAAACGCAUCCAUUAAAUGGAAAAUUAAAUGGAAAUUGUUUGAAAACAGCGUGCGUAAAUACCCAAUGAAGCAUUUUAGGCAUGCAAACAAUGGAGCUAAUUUCUGAAACACAUUUACGAGCUAUCAAGCCUAUAUUUAGAACCAUUAUACAGUGAUCCCUCGAUAUACCGCUGUCAUCAGGGUCCAAGAAACUGACCCCGCGGUGUAUUACAUCUAAAACAUUAUUUCAUUUUUUUUUUAAAUCUCAAAAUGGUUACUCAUAUUGGGAAAAACCCAAUAGAGUGUUGAAUAGGUGAGUGAAAAAAUAUUGGUUACCCAGUGAAAAAUGUGAUAACCCAAUGAAAAUAGAACCCGUGGAGUAAAAACUCAAUUGCUCAACAAGUUAUCUGGAGCUCUUGUAGAUUGGACUUGACAGCUGCUUGACAAGUUAAGAUCUUUAUCUUAAGAUAUGUUUUUGAUUCAUGUUGAUAAGAGAAGCAUGUCCUUAUGUAAGUAUACUGCUUUUAGCUAAUGAUACAGUAGUCAUUAAAGAUGUCUCUAGAAUUGAUACUAAUGGUGAAUGGUUUUAACCCAAUCAGCAACAAUUACUAUUUAUUUACACAGAGUGACUAGUGUUGGUAUUAUAAAUGAUUAUCACAUCAUUAAAUUGGAGUAUUGCUGCACGUUUGUAAUGAGGAAUUAAUCACAAUUGAUUUAAUAGUGGCACCUGUUUUGUUUUGUUACUGUCUUGCGAGUAUAUCUCUUUUAGUUGUUAUAAUGUUACAUCAUGUCAUUUUUAGUUUUCAUAUUUUUUUGGUGCACAUAUAUUAUUGUUUUUGGUGUAGAAGUCGCAGUUGAAAUGAUUGACUGUGAAGAGGACUAUGGUAGAACCAGUGUGCAUUGUCCUAUUGUCUGAAAUUCUGAUAAUGCUUAUGGAAUCUGUUCCUCAGUCUUUGAUAUACAAUGUAUCUACAGCAGCCAUCAAAAUUCAUGCUAGUCCACUAGCCCGAGGGUACUAAAUUGUGCUGAGGACAAGUAACAAUCCAAUGAUGGUAGUCCUCAUUGACUGGUUCCAUUUGAGGGCUAUGAUUCUGAACCAGUUUUCAAUGCUUCAAUUUUGCUACAGAUUAGAAGUCAAUAAAACAGACAUAAAAAAAAAAUGGUAAAUAAUUUGUCUCAUUCAAGAAGGAUGAACUACAAACUGAGGAAUAGUGAAUUAAGGAUUACA